Molecule: messenger RNA, 4220 nt
Organism: Pocillopora verrucosa
Lineage: Eukaryota; Metazoa; Cnidaria; Anthozoa; Scleractinia; Pocilloporidae
Product: lysine-specific demethylase 7A
Biological process (GO): regulation of transcription by RNA polymerase II; protein demethylation
Molecular function (GO): histone demethylase activity; transcription coregulator activity
Source: RefSeq, a predicted model, not a curated record
AAGAGAAACAACAUGGCGGACCCUUUGUAUUGUGUAUGUAGACAACCGUACGACCCGACUCAGUUUAUGAUCCAGUGCGAUUCUUGCGAAGAAUGGUAUCACGGAAGUUGUGUUGGUAUUGAAGAGCAUCAAGCUUCAGACAUCGAGCGGUACCACUGCCCGGAUUGUGCGUUACUACACGGGCCACUAACCCUGAAGAAAAGACGCAAUUGGCAUCGUCAUGACUAUAGUGAAAUAGAUGAUGGGUCAAAGGCCAUCCAAGCAGGGACAGUUGCAUUUAUCAAGGAGCUAAAAACCAGAAAAUUCAAGGAGGAUAAUGUUAUUCUGAAGUUUGAAAAUGGCACAGAUCUGUCUACAGAGUUUUUUGAGACACAUGGUUUUAACAGGCCUAUCCUUGUUACCAAUAAAGAAGGUUUGGGAAUGGUUAUACCGGACAAAAAAUUUACUGUCAUGGAUGUUGAGAGACAUGUUGGUUCUAUGAGGGAAUUAGAUGUCAUUGAUGUCUGCAGACAGGAGGAUCAUCGUAUGCGCAUGCGAGAAUGGACCGAGUAUUACGUUAGUCCUACCAAGAAAAAGAUUUUGAAUGUUAUUAGUUUGGAGUUCUCUAAUACAAGUUUGUCAUCCCUUGUUCAUGCUCCAGCCAUUGUGCGAGAUAUUGAUUGGGCCAGUCAUGUGUGGCCAACAGAUCUUCCUGAUGACAGCCCACACAAGAAGCCUUUGGUACAGAAAUACUGUUUAAUGGGUGUGAAGAACUCAUACACAGAUUUCCAUGUUGACUUUGGAGGCACCUCAGUGUGGUAUCAUGUUUUGAAGGGUGAAAAAGUGUUUUACUUUGUUGAACCCAAUGAAGAAAAUUUCACCAAGUAUGAAAAAUGGGUUUCCUCUGCUCGGCAAAGCGAGGUGUUCUUUGGUGAUAUGGUGAAGAACUGCUACAAGUGUUCAGUAAAACCAGGCCAAACCAUGUUUAUCCCAACAGGCUGGGUUCAUGCAGUAUUUACACCAGUUGAUUCACUGGUGUUUGGAGGGAACUUUCUCUGUACUUACAACACUGAACUUCAGCUGAGGGUUUAUAAACUUGAAAGACAACUCAAGACUCCUGAUAAAUUCCUUCAUCCGUGUUUUGAGACGAUAAACUGGUAUGCUGCCGUGUAUUUACUCGAUAAGAUAAAAGCCGUCCAUGAAGCAGGCAGAAAACCGCCCAUCAGUGUAAUACAGAGUUUAAACAGCCUCGUCGCAGUACUCAAGGAGUGGAGCGCUAAAGGAGAGGCGUUCACGAAGCUUCACAAAUUCUUCAUUCCCGACAGUGUAUCGCCCAGCAAGCUCAUCAAGUCUAUUGUUAAAGAACUUAAAAAGACCGAGAAAUCGGGAAAAACUUCAAGGCCCUCAACCCCUAAAAUCGACGAGAACUGUCAACAGGGAAGUGGGAGUCCAGUGGCUGCGCCGUUGGUUGACGGGUCUGUGCCGCGCCUAAAAAUCAAAGCUCCCAAACCAGAGAACUACAAUGUCUGCAAUUCGAAAAAUGCCGGGGAAUAUUUAAAAUGUGAGCUGGAUGACAGUAAACCCGUGAUAAGAAUAGCAAACACUGGAUUAGAUUUAAAAAGAAAAGCUGAUCCACUUUCAACAAGUCUUCCCUCGCUCAAGCUGAAGAUUCCACGAACGCAGGAACCACUGGCACGCGAAAUGGAGUCGAAUGGCGACAAAGCGCAGCUCGGUGCCUCAGUGGACUCUGGGCUGAAGCUUGUUGUAUCGAAUGGAAAAAUUAUCAAUAAUAACAAUCGCAACAGUAGAAAAAUGGCAGGUAAAAAAUUCCAGCCGCUGUCGCAAGAGGUGUCUGACCGAAGCGAUAUCCCGGAUGGUUCAUAUUCCUGUUCUCCGUCCAAGCAAGGACCACUGCGGCUGAAACUGUCCAUGAACAACAUGCCCAACAAGAACGCCCCUUCCUACCCCACCCACACGACAGAGAGUAGCAGCGACACCUCAGAUAAUGAACUUAACUUCAGUCUCGGGGGAACUCCCAGCUUCGUCCCUGCACAGUUAAGAACGACACAUGGAAGCCUGGCGACCACUUUUGGGCUCCAGGCCACCGGAUCAGUUCCCCGAACUCAACAACCUGUGGCCGGUUUGGACUGGACUUCGGCAACUGAUCUUAAGGAGGAAAUAGAAGCGGCCAAAACCCUCUUGUUCGGUCUCAGUGCUGGCGCUGGUGUCAGUUCACUCGGAUCUUCAUCCGCCCAAUCUAUCCCCAGUACCGCACGAAAAUCAGCUAGUGCCCAGUCUUCGCAUUCCACUGUAGCACACAGUACUUCCAAGUUGAACUCCAAGCGAGCGGGAGGCGAGAGUAACUCGGAGGGCGAAGACGAAGAUCUUGGAUUUGGAGACCCAGAAUAUUUCCAUGACAGUAAAUACGUAUAUCCACCGCUCGCUGAGAUGACAGAGGAAGACAAAAAUAAUUCAUGGAAGCCCGGCCAACGAAAGAAAAAGAGCGAAAAAGUUGACUCGACGUGGAAUCCGAAAAGUAAACUGCAUUGUUCGCCAUCGCGGGAAGAGAGGCCAGUUCGUCCGAAAUCCAGACGAACUACCACCGGUAGUUUGCUGAAUUCACCAGUAGAAGAAAGCGCUCCUGAGGGACCUUCUCCUUCCGUUGGAAGUGCCAAGGGAAGUGACCGAGGAAGCUCAAGCGGAAAUAAUUCAGGAGCGCUCAACGGAAGUGAAAAAGGCUCAGUACCAGAUCCAACACCGAGCAAUUCAAAACCUGAUAGCAACGCAAAAGUCCCGGGUAAAAGAGGACGUCAAAAGGCUGUAACCACGACAAAACAGCGUCUUGCGAAAAUUCUUAAGCUUGACAAGAGUGGAAGAUAUAUGAGAUAAAGGCGAGUGCAGGGCAUGGAAAAAAACAACUAACGUUUCUUUCGGGGGAAAAAUAAAUGGCCAGAAGCUUUGAUAUUUAAGUUUUCAUUGUAUCGCUUUCAUCAGUAACAAUAUUGCACGGCAUUAAGAGAAAUUUUUUCGGUUUUUUUUUUCCUGAGAAACUUUAGUUUUUACAUAUUCAAAGUAUUGUUGAAAUGUUGUUGAAGUGUAAUUUGAAAAGCAAUGACAAAAAGAUUCCCUAAAUUACUUUAUAAUUCUACUGAGUACUUCGUUCUUUAGUACUUUAAGGGGAUUACUUUCCUCUUUUCAAAACUAAAAAGAGGCGGUCAGAAAAUCGGGUAAUUCUGGUUUUUGGUGUAGUUGUUUAACGUACAAGUUGUCUAAUUUCUCUCACGGCAAGUACUUCAACAAAACGAAUUAGUUAAAUUAUCAAUUACAGAAAAAAAAAUUGGGAAAAGCUUUGUAAAUAGAGUUUGGGCUGUAUCGCAGGCAAGAUUUGCGUAUUUUUGAGAUUUGUAACAUUGCAUUGUCAAAUUUCUUAAAUUUGAAAUUAGCAGUAACGUACACUAAUGAUAGAGAAAUUGCAAACUUUCUUGAAUUAGUUUAUUUUUGUUUCGGAAAAAAUAACUCAACAUAUUUUUAGUGGUCUCCGUUCCAGCUUUCUUUUUGGAAAUGUCAUGCAGAGCGACUUUAGGGCGAGUGUUGCGUGACAUCCAAGAGAGCGGUUGCUACAGUAACCCCAAUUCCCUUAUUCCAUUAACUCUUUCACUCUGAAGAGUGACCAAAACGGAAUUUUCCUUCGAAGGAUUGAAACAUUUACAAGCAGUAAGGUGAUAAGAAGAAAAAGAAAAUACCAACCAGUGUAUAUCUCUUGAUUUGAUAACAAAUUUUCAGAGCUGAAACCAUGGUUAUUUAGAUCUUGGGAGUGACAGGGUUUUAAAGUUUAACCCUCCAACUCCUAGGAUUGAUAAGGUUCUAAUUUUUCUCAACAGAAUAACCUCGAUUAAAGUCAUUGGCUAAGCGCUUUUCAAAGUGUACCUUGUACUUACAUCGCGCUGAACGAGACCUUGACUAAUGGCUUAGUGUAGCAAUUCUGCGCAUGGUGUCUAAAACUGUUUAAUUAAUGCUUACAAGAUAGAUUUGAAAUUUUCCCGCCAAUUAUUUUGUACUACGCCUUUGAAAACUUGAUUUCACGUUUUGAAUUUCUGUAGUGGUUUCCAGCCUUUAACAAUUUACAAACAAAAUAAGAAAUUUUAAGAAAGAUGUGUAUUUAAAUUGUAUUUAUGGCAUAUUUAUAGACCUGUUCGCAGUCUUGCUUGACUGUGUGUGUUCAAUAAACAUUUUUUUAAUGA